Molecule: messenger RNA, 2864 nt
Organism: Coregonus sp. 'balchen'
Lineage: Eukaryota; Metazoa; Chordata; Actinopteri; Salmoniformes; Salmonidae
Source: the annotation of a GenBank genome assembly
AUGGCGUUGCCGUGGCUGCUCGUUUUGGAGCUCGUACUUUACGCAGGUUGUUUCAUCUGUGGAAUAAUGUCUGUUGCCUCACUGACAAACACCCAGGUAUGAACGCAUUCAUGUUUGAAAUGUCGGACCUUUCAACUGCAGAUGGGACAUUCUAAACGUGAGAACACUUAUGAACCAACUUGAUAGCACUCUUUUUUUAUCCCUUUAUAAAAUUGAUCAAUAGACAAUAUUGGAAACACAGCCUGAUAGGCUACUGUCUGCUGCCACACUACUUUCACUCUCAAAUGGACACUAGGCUAUGAGUAGGCAGCUGCUGGGUAUUGAGACGUUUUUAUCACCCUCUCAACAAUGUCAAACUUUUGGUUGCUACAUCCAAUAGUUUAGUAAGAUUUUAUCAGAUUUUCAAGAACUUUUCUCCCAUAUUAUAUUGUAUUUUCCUGCAUUUCUCUCAGCGUUUGUAACACAACCCAAAACACGGGGACUAGCCAUAGGAGCAAAUAAUGAGAGAAUAAAUUAAAUCAGUAGAGAUCAUCACGUGACUUUUUAAGUCAGGGAAUAUCUGAUUAUUUUUAUGUCUUAGUUGACUUCACCUAAAUGCACUAUUGACAUUGCAAUAUAUUAGGCCUCCAUUUCCAUAUAGAUGGCAAUGCCUGUUUGAAAUUAAAUGUGAGUUCUACAUGAGUUCUACAUUCAGAGAUCUCCCUGUUGUGUCACAUGGCCCAGUGGCACCAUAUGAUAAUCAUCUAAUGUCCUAAAAUAAUAUAACUAUUCAUUUGUGCACAUGAAUGGAAGAAUGGAAUUUCUCAAGCAUCAAGUUGAAUUAGGCUCCCUAUCCAGGCCAGGAGAGACAGUGAGGCCUGUGUGUGACAGACAGACUAUAGGUUGUGUAACAUGCAUUACAUUAUUUAAAUUGCAUACUGUAGAAUAAACUAUAUAGUUUUACUGAAUGCAUCUGUAAAAUGUGUAUGUCAUGAUGGGCCACUUUACAAGCCAGUGCAUUCGUUAUGGGACUGUUGAGUACAACACAUCUGGCCUGGUCAUUGAGAGCCCAGCCAUCCCUCCCUCUGCUACUUAGUGUCUACUGGAUCUACACCAGCUGUGUGGAAGAGGAGGUCAACUCUAUGGCCCAGCAAUUGUGUUAAUAAUAUCGAUUUCCAUGCCCAAAUAGUGUGGCAUCAACAGAAAUGAUUUGAUUUGUUUGUUGUUGAUUUGAUUUUGACUGUAUUUCUUUACCUAUCUCCUAUCCUGCACCCCCAGGGAACAUGUGGCUGAAUGUGACUCUGGGCAUGUGUGAAGAUAUUGUUCUUCCUGGCGGUGUCAGGAGGUACUCUGAGGAUCGUCAGGGACCGCCUCUGUCUGUCUGCCCUUCACAAUGUGCCCUCCAUAACCAGGUGAGAUGGCUGCCUUGUUUUUCUGUCUUCUCCUUCUCUGUGCUCAGUGCCCUCUUGUCUCUCAUACUGUAUAUGAAAUGUAAAAUAUUUUAUGCUGUUCUUUUUCAUCUGGAGGACUUCUUUAAUUUCAGUUGUGAUGAAGCAGACCAUAAAACCUGGGUCAGCCCCUACGAUGGGAAUCAGUUCUACACAGGCUUGUAAACUCAGCAAAAAAGAAACGUCCCUUUUUCAGGACCCUGUCUUUCAAAGAUAAUUUGUAAAAAUCCAAAUAACGUCACAGAUCUUCAUUGUAAAGGGUUUAAACAUUGUUUCCCAUGCUUGUUCAAUGAACCAUAAACAAUUAAUGAACAUGCACCUGUGGAACGGUCGUUAAAACACUAACAGCUUACAGAUGGUAGGCAAUUAAGGUAACAGUUAUGAAAACUUAGGACACUAAUGAGGCCUUUCUACUGACUCUGAAAAACACCAAAAGAAAGGGUGCGUGAACAUGCCUUAGGCAUGCUGCAAGGAGGCAUGAGGACUGCAGAUGUGGUAAUGUUCGUACUGUGAGACGCCUAAGACAGCGCUACAGGGAGACAGGACGGACAGCUGAUCAUCCUCACAGUGGCAGACCACGUGUAACAACACCUGCACAGGAUCAGUUACAGGGAAGACAUCCUCCUCCCUCAUGUGGUACCCUUCCUGCAGGCUCAUCCUGACAUGACCCUCUAGCAUGACAAUGCCACCAGCCAUACUGCUCGUUCAGUGCGUGAUUUCCUGCAACACAGGAAUGUCAGUGUUCUGCCAUGGCCAGCGAAGAGCCCGGAUCUCAAUCCCAUUGAGCACGUCUGGGACUUGUUGGAUUGGAGGGUGAGGGGUAGGGCCAUUCCCCCCAGAAAUGACCAGGAACUUGCAAGUGCCUUGGUGGAAGAGUGGGGUAACAUCUCACAGCAACAACUGGCAAAUCUGGUGCAGUCCAUGAGGAGAUGCACUGCAGUACUUAAUGCAGCUUGUGGCCACACCAGAUACUGACUGUUACUUUUGAUUUUAACCCCCCCUUUGUUCAGGGACACAUUAUUCAAUUUCUGUUAGUCACAUGUCUGUGGAACUUCUUCAGUUUAUGUCUCAGUUGUUGAAUCUUGUUAUGUUCAUACAAAUAUUUACACAUGUUAAGUUUGCUGAAAAUAAACGCAGUUGACAGUGAGAGGACGGUUUCUUUUUUUGCUGAGUUUAUAAUGCAGAGGUCUGUCCUGACACUAUCCAUACCAUAAUAAUAACACACAAAUCAAAACGCUGUUGCCUUAUUAGACCACAAGCUGCUUCAAAAACCACAGAUACUUUUUUAUAGCCCUUGUAUUGUCAUUCUUUUUUAAAACCAAAUAUUGUAUUCUUCAUCUGUCCUCUAUUUGUCUUUCCCAGAAGUCUGUGUGGGUGAACGUCUUCUUCUGGGUGCUGAUCGUGGUGGCGGUGUUUGUCCAGAAACAUCAGGUGUUA